AUUAGAAUAAAGACGUGCGCAUCUUCACGGAAUUCGCGCCAUUUGUGCCGCCCAAUUUGCCUUCUUCCAAAAACAAAAAUAAAUAAAUAAAAAUUGUCAAACAAAAAAAAAAUGGAAACCCAAUAUGUAUCUAAUAUGAUGAUGAUGAUGAUUAAUGGUGGAUUAUUUAAAUCAAAUUAUUCUCCUAAUCCCCGACAAAAUAGUUUAUAUAAGAAUAAUAAUGCCAGUUAGUUGUUAGUACGUUUACCUUCGGGAAGAGUAGUAGUUGUAUGUAGUUCGCCGGUUGUGUGAGUGUGUGUUUUUCUUUUUAUAUGUUUGUUCAAUGCCACUGUUCAAUUGGGAUCCGAUUAGUUCGUCAAAGGUUUAGUUAGAAUUCUAAGGAUCCCUCGAAAGUGGUGGAUCACAAAUCUCAGCCUUAUAAAAAAAAAAAUUAAAAAAAAAAAAAAACCAUUUUCAAGAUUCCACCUUUUUGGAUCAAUUCUUGGAUCAGCUGCACAAAGAUAUUGACUUGUGCGCCACAUAACCAGAGAAAGGGAAAGGGGGCUGGUUUCAAAUUCUUAAUCUUAUUGAUCUCUGAAGAAGGAGAAGAAGAAGAAGAAGAAGAAGAAGAAUCAGUAUCUGGAACUUGGGUUGAAGAUAUAACCGACCCAGUUGGAUUUCAUCUUCAUAGCUUGAUGGCAAAGCUGCAAGGGCGCUAGGAAGAAACAGGGGAGAAGAAAGAUCAGCUGUAAAGAAAACUCAAAAGGGUAUUUUGCAAUUUCAACUUUAUUUGCUUUAAAGAAUGAGCGGUAAAGAGCCACCGACGUUGGAUGAUGAGCAAUUGGCUGAGCUAAGAGAGAUCUUCCGAUCAUUCGACAGAAACAAUGAUGGAAGCCUAACGCAAUUAGAGCUGGGAUCACUUUUGAGAUCAUUAGGCCUACAACCAAGCCCUGAUCAGCUUGAGACUCUGAUUCAAAAGGCAGAUAAGAACAGCAACGGAUUAGUCGAAUUCUCGGAGUUUGUAGCUCUGGUGGCGCCGGAGCUUUUACCGGCGAAAUCUCCUUAUACUGAUGAUCAGCUGAAGCAGCUGUUCAGAAUGUUUGAUAGAGAUGGGAAUGGGUUCAUCACUGCUGCAGAGUUGGCUCAUUCUAUGGCUAAACUUGGGCAUGCCUUGACUGCUGAUGAGCUCACUGGAAUGAUUAAAGAAGCAGAUACUGACGGUGAUGGGAGAAUUAGUUUUGAGGAAUUUUCUCAGGCGAUUACUUCAGCCGCAUUUGAUAAUUCUUGGGGUUAAGGAAAAGUGUGGGAUUUUCAUCAGGUUGGCCUUCAAUUACAUGGCUUAAAGGAAUGAAUGGAAUUGCCAUGGAUGCGGACAAGUUAUCCUUGUUCUCGCCGUCUGUAGUUUUUGAUAAAUUAGUGAAUAGUGAGGCUCCCUUCACUUGUAAAAGGUGUUCGUUCAGUUCUACAUAUUCCAAUCAAAGACACACAAAUUUUGAUGAAAGUAAAAUGUCCAACUGAACUCCUCUGGGUUAGGGUUUCCGAAAGAAUGUGUUGAUAAUUCAGCCUCGCAAGAAAAGGACCAGGAUUGGUUAUCAGAACGAUUGAUCUCUUGCAACUGUAUCAAAGUUGUGACAAAUUUGCCAUUGUUUGUAUGAUGAGGGAUGUAGCUAAAGAUUUUGACCAGAGAUGAUUUAUAUCAGCC
Messenger RNA from Oldenlandia corymbosa var. corymbosa, 1681 nucleotides. The record is from the annotation of a GenBank genome assembly. Lineage: Eukaryota; Viridiplantae; Streptophyta; Magnoliopsida; Gentianales; Rubiaceae.